Molecule: messenger RNA, 582 nt
Organism: Camellia sinensis
Lineage: Eukaryota; Viridiplantae; Streptophyta; Magnoliopsida; Ericales; Theaceae
Source: RefSeq, a predicted model, not a curated record
AUGAGGAAUGGAUCCUCUCUACAGUUUAUGCUAGCCCUUACCCCUUCUAAAGAGAUGAACUCUGGAACAGUCUUGAGGAUGCAGCUAGGAGUAUGGAGAAACCCUGACUGGAGAAGCUUUUCUCCUUACUACAAUCACAACCGAACCCAGAAAUUCGUUGAACGAAUCAACAACUGCAACCUCAUCGAUCUUGGUUGUGUUGGCCCUAGACUCACAUGGACAAACAACCGAUAUGGAUUGGCUAAUACCAUGGAGCAUCUUGAUAGAGCUAUGAGCAAUGACAAAUGUAGAGCUUUAUUUCCUGAAGGGACAGUGAGGACACUUCCCAGAACUUAUCCAGACCACUUCCCACUCAUUGUUCUCACACAAGGUAUGCAUCUCUCUAACCCUACUUCUAGGCCUUUUAGAUUUGAAGCAGCUUGGCCCUGCCACCCUACUUUCUUGGAUGUUGUCAAAAAGUCUUGGACCAAUAUGGAUUAUAAUCUGGUUGAGGCCAUCAAUGGAUUUACUCAUGAUGUAAAAAAUUGGGACAAAGAAGUCUUUGGGAAUGUGUAUAAGCAUAAGCGAAACCUUUUAGCCUGA